Molecule: messenger RNA, 2253 nt
Organism: Aspergillus versicolor CBS 583.65
Lineage: Eukaryota; Fungi; Ascomycota; Eurotiomycetes; Eurotiales; Aspergillaceae
Product: Zn(II)2Cys6 transcription factor
Exons: 9
Coding region: 1-2253 (750 amino acids)
Biological process (GO): DNA-templated transcription; regulation of DNA-templated transcription
Cellular component (GO): nucleus
Molecular function (GO): zinc ion binding; DNA-binding transcription factor activity, RNA polymerase II-specific; DNA binding
Source: RefSeq, a predicted model, not a curated record
AUGGCAACCACAGCAGACACAGGCAUAGCCUCUCAAGGAGACGCCUCACCCAAACCCGGCUUCAAACGCGUCUAUCAAGCCUGCGAAAACUGCCGGCGCAAGAAACAGCGCUGUAACUUGGGAGAUCCAGCCAGUCCAAACCCACCCUGCCAUACCUGCCGCAGAGCAAGUCUACCAUGUGUGCUCCCUAAGAAGAAGCGAAAGGGCCGUCCUCCGAAGACAUCUCGCGACGGUCGAAGCAGAACUGCAGUUGCGAUUACUCCGAACCCUGGUAAUAGUGCAGGUUGUGAUUCCACGUCUCACCCCGCGUGGCAGGCAUCUAUGGGUUCGUUCGAGCCUGUUGUUGAGAGCCGUGACGAUGUCUCUAGCUCUGGGGGUAGUCUCGAUCAAACACCAACGAGCUACGAGCAGCAGAUGGCUAGUCAAAGGCUGGCGAUGUUCCCAUUGCGGAAUACAUCAGAUGCCAUAAGACUGUUAGACCAGACAGAGGGUAAAUCUGGGGAUGAUCGAGGGCCGAAUACUCAGGAUGUACACCAAGAUGAACAGCAUGGGACUCCAGGCGAAACAGCAAAUAUUCUGGGUUCAAAUGUUUCCAGUCCACCCUUCUUCCUAAUUCAAGAAGGAUUCAUCGACGAAACGGCUCUAUUCAGGCUUUUCAGUUUCUAUGUUCGCUCUGUCCAUCCGGUUACGCCGUUGAUACCCUAUAAACGAAUGCAGAUCACACCGGAGCAUAUCCUGAAAAUGGCAGGCGAAGAACCGCAUUUUAUGGCUGCAAUUCUAGUGGUUACGGCCUCUCUAGCGGGUGACCAGGCGCUGCAUGACCGGCUAUGGCAGAGGGUGCAGAGUCUUUUUGCAGAGGUGGCAAUAAAAGGUGUAGAUGCGUCUAUCGAGGUUAUUGAAGGGUUGAUACUACUCUCUGAAUAUCCCCCGAACAUGGGCCACGGCACCGGACUUGGUGAUGAGGAUCGAAUGUCGUGGAUGACUGUCGGAACAGCUGUAAGGUUAGGAUAUCUCCUCGGGCUUGAGAAAUUGGGAAUGCAAGCAGAGGAUUUGGACGAGAAGCUAGCCCAUGAUCGCGAUAGGGGAAAGGUCGCUUGGAGCUAUUGCUACUUGCUCGACCGGCAGAUUUCUAUACGCGUAGGGAAGGCCUUCUGGCAUAGGAGCCCUGGAAUGACGCAUCAGCAUCUGCACAUGGAUCCUGCUGAAGACUUUCCUGAGAUGCGCGACAUACCUGGUGUGCAGGACGACUAUGCUGGGUAUCUGCAGUGUCUGGUGCAUAUAACGCAGGUCCUUUCGAAUGCCCACGACCUCUUGUAUCCUUCUAAAAGCCGCUCAGCAGCUUUGGCAAAGGCUGAGCACUACUAUAAACAUGUUGACGAGUUUACAGAGACGCUAUCCGCAUUCCGCAGUCGAUGGCAGAAGAAGACGUGGCGGACUUAUCCUAUUAACGAAUGCGUUUGGAUAACAUUUCACCAUCUCCGGCUGUAUAUCUACUCCUUCUCUUUGCAAGCAUAUAUGCAGCGGGCUGGUGGAAAUGACACACAUCGCCCUUUGAAUUAUUUUCCAACUGGUCUUAUGGGAUCCUCUGAUGCACGUUUUAUUAUUGAAGCUAUUAAUGCGGCGGCAGACGUCCUCCGCCUCGCAAUAGGCAGACUCCAUCCUUCAAAAGCCCUGUCAUACCUGCCACUCCGGUUCUUCCUCUACUUCAGCCACGCAGGGGUAUUCCUCCUUAAGGCAGCCGUGAUUGUCCCCCUUCCAGCAUCCCAAAAGCGAGCCAUCCUACGCUUAAUCCGCGCGCUCACAAAAUGCAUGGCAACCGCUUCCUCAGACCCUAAGCAUCCUGGCGUCCGCUACUCUUCUGCCUUACACAAUUUACUGGGCCGUAUAUACCGCGAUCAAGACCUGCAGACUCCAUCUCUUACCCGUCCGUCCUCGCCCAGGCCGGCUGCAAAUACCAGUGUGAACUGGUCCGACUCUAUGUCUAAUAACUUACUUGAUAGUAUUGGCGAGAGUGAUAACAGUCUUCCCGCCUUACUGGGCAAUAGGGAGUCUUCGUUUGUCGCUGAGCAGCCGUUUCAGGGUCUGGCGUCUGAUAUUGAUGCCCUUUUUGGCCUUGCGCCGGAAGAGUCGCCUUUGAACUCAGCUUGGGGUGGACCUUUACCUUCUGAGCCACUUGCGUCGCUGUUUGGGAACGAAGAUAGGGAGUUUUGGGAGCCUUUUACGUCCGGGGUUAUGGAUUGGAAUAUGGUAUAA